Molecule: messenger RNA, 2246 nt
Organism: Zingiber officinale
Lineage: Eukaryota; Viridiplantae; Streptophyta; Magnoliopsida; Zingiberales; Zingiberaceae
Product: calmodulin-binding protein 60 A-like
Exons: 9
Coding region: 57-2150 (697 amino acids)
Biological process (GO): regulation of salicylic acid biosynthetic process
Cellular component (GO): nucleus
Molecular function (GO): DNA-binding transcription factor activity; sequence-specific DNA binding; calmodulin binding
Source: RefSeq, a predicted model, not a curated record
GCUCCCUUUUUGCCUCGUCGGGCUUGGCAUCCAUCGGAAUCGAUUCUGGUGGCGCGAUGGGUCCUCGUCCCGCUCCCUCGAUCGGCGGCCCUCGCGAUCUUCCUCCCUCCUUCGCGGAACCUUCGUCGCUCCGAGUGCCGUCGACGGGGGCUCCAUCCUCCCUCGAUUUUCAACUUGUCCUUUCGUCUUCGUGUCGGCGUUACGUUUUUGCAGCUCGCAGCCUGAGGUUAGAUCACUGGGACCAGUUUGCCUACAAAAAGAAUAUUGGAAUCGUGCCCCUUUUUUCAUGGGAUCAUCACAAUGAUCUCCCUCACCCCACGGACGGUAUACGUUCUACAUUCCAGCAGUUCGCUGUGGUUCGGUUUGUGAGCUUGUCGAAGUUGAUCUCGCUCAUGAUGAGUGUUCAAGGUGACGCAGGAGGAGAAGCGGUUGAAGAAAGGCAUUUGGUCCAUGAUGCAAAACGGCAGCGUACCUCACUUGACUCAAUGAAAGUAGUGAUGGCAGCACAAUAUAUACAGCAGCACUUGCCAAACAUAGAACCGUUUCUUCGAAGAGUGGUGCAAGAAGAGGUUGAAAAUGCUAUAUGGCGUAAUGUGCACUUCAGUCCCAGAGCUCCCCUUAACAAAAUCCAGGCAUCUGUGAACAACCAGUACAGUCUCCUGUUUCAGAACAGCUUACCUGGAACUCUAUUCACUAGCAGCAAAAUAGAAGCUGAGGGUCAAGAGCCUGUUGAGAUUGUUUUGGUUGACUCUCAAACAAGACAGAUUAUCACACAUGGCCCUCUGUCUUCUAUCAAAGUUGAAGUUCUUGUACUUGAUGGUGAUUUUGGUGUUGAUGGACAAGAAGAAUGGACAGAAAAGGAGUUCAAUGAUAGCAUAGUACGUGAAAGAGAGGGUAAAAGGCCUUUGCUAUCUGGCGAGCUGAUGGUUACACUCAACAAAGGGCUUGGCCGACUUGGAGAUGCUAACUUUACGGAUAACUCCAGUUGGACUAGAAGUCGAAGGUUCAGGCUUGGUGCAAGGGUUUGUCAAAACAAAUUCAGACAGAGAGUUCAGGAAGCAUUAAGUGGAUCUUUUUUGGUGAAGGAUCAUCGUGGAGAAUUGUACAAGAAACAUCAUCCUCCAUCAUUGGAAGAUGAUGUAUGGCGAUUAGAAAAGAUAGGCAAAGAUGGUGUUUUUCAUAAAAGACUUGCAGAAUACAGAAUAGUGACUGUUCAAGACUUCCUGAAGAAUUUUGUAAUGGAUCCAGAUAAGCUGCGCCAGAUGCUUGGCACUGGGAUGUCAAAUAAGAUGUGGGACGCAACAGUUGAGCACGCAAAGAAAUGCAUUAUACCUCACGAGAAGCUAUACUCGUAUAACUGCAGCCAAGGCCUUGUACUCGUGUUUAACGCCAUAAACGAGCUACUUGGAGCAAUAAUUCAAGAUAAACUUUACCGUCUAGAUGAGCUUCCUCCAACAGAAAAGUUAUUGAUCCACAAACUUAAACAGGAUGCUUAUGCAUCGCAAGAUCGCAUCAUAGAGAUCAUUCGACCACUGGCCAGCAACUUUCAAAGGCUGCUUUCACCUGAUUCUUUGACUCUCCAAGCUGUAAGCUUUGACGAGCACAUCCCUUGCACUUCCCUUGGAAAUCAUGAUGAUCAGAUACUGAACACGAAUCCUUUGCGGCUACCCAAUCUGAAAGGAGAUAGCACGAUGCAUGAGCUUUAUCAAACCAUAAACACAUUCUCUGGGACUGGGCCUGCUCAGGCGCAAGGAUCCUGUUCCUUCCAGUUAGACAGUAACCCGAGGUGCUACCACAAUAUGCCAUUGAUCAAUUAUGAAACUGGAAGCUUUGCAGAGCCCGUAAUACCAGAAGUCCACAUGUUACGCCCAUCUCAGUUCCCUGUGCUUUGGGACCAACCUAGUGACUUGGUUCAUGUACCAGACGCUAGGAAAUGCAAGAUCUGUGCCUCACAUGCCCCUCGCUUUGGUGCUCACAUUUUUUCCAGUAAGUGGGUUAAAUUGAAAGCAGUAUCAAGGCUGAUGGCCAUUGCAAGACGCUCUUCCAGAAGAGCAGCGUUCAUGAAGCCUGCUUAUCCAGUGGUAUCGUCGAGUAUGUACGACGAUACAUAUGGAGAACUGGCAGUGCUAUUGAGAGGCAACACUGCAUGAAGUGUUUUGAAGAAGUCUUGUACUCUUUGUUGUAAGCUACAUAAUGCCAAGUUUUCUAUCCUGACAAGAAGUCUUAUACCCGUUCGACUUACUGCA